Molecule: messenger RNA, 1662 nt
Organism: Chaetomium fimeti
Lineage: Eukaryota; Fungi; Ascomycota; Sordariomycetes; Sordariales; Chaetomiaceae
Product: glycosyl transferase family 90-domain-containing protein
Exons: 3
Coding region: 202-1662 (486 amino acids)
Source: RefSeq, a predicted model, not a curated record
CUAUAGAAAAAGGGUACGUACACAGAAAGUAACGUACACUUUCCUGGCCCGAGCUGUGUCCUCAAUGCCACGGUGGUGCAACUCGUAAAUCAUUCCCCAACCCCCCUCCGUCCCUCCCCCAUCCACACACACAUCCACACCAACACCAACACCAACCCCCCGCCGUGUAAUGCGCCCCUCCGCGGGGACGUCGCCAGCGCCAUGGGCGAGAAGACGAGAUUCCAAAUGCUGAUGCGGCCGCGGCCGCGGCAGAACCGCCGCCAGCUGCGCCAGCUCACCCUCGUCCUCGGCGUCGUGCUGGCCCUCUACUGCUUCGUGUUCGUCUGGCGCACGCCCACGUCAUCGUCCGGGUCGACUGGCGGGUCGGGGCGCCGAGGGAAGCCGCCGCCGCCGCCACCGGAGGUGUUGAAUAAUCUCUCGCUUGACGAGGAACAGUGCAACGCCUACUUCCCGGGGCUUACAAAGGAGAUUGACGAUGUCGUGGCCAAGGGGCCGUUUCAGGUGAAGCAGACGGGAGAUAUGGGGCCGUUGCAGGGGCGGAUUAAGAAUGGACAAAUACACAUCAUCCACGCACAGCGCAAGUCGGACAUCUCGCAGGAAAUGAUGAACCCCACACGCUCACACCCGCUCCGCACACGCACACAGUCACGAACAGCCUCCCUGCACCAGCUGCACCGCGCGCUGCUGACCUCGCCGACGCCGCUCCCGGACACCAUCUUCACGCUCAACUUCCAAGACCAGCCGUUCGGGACGGCGUGGGCGUACUCGCGGCACGCGGACCCGCAGUUCGGGUCGUCCUCGCGGGACGGCAACGCGCGCACCUUCCUGAUGCCGCACUUCUCCUUCUGGGCGUGGAACCUGCCCUUCAUCGGGUCGAUGGGGCGGGCGGCGGCGGCGAUCGCCGAGCUGGAGGCGGCGUACGCCGCGCCCGGCGCCUGGCACGGCAAGAUCGCCAAGGCGGUGUGGCGCGGCACGACGUGGUUCAACAGCGUGCACAGCCCGCGCAUGCGGCAGAACCUGGUCAAGGUUGCGCGGGGCAAGCCGUGGGCCGAUGUCGAGCCGCUCGAGUGGAGCAAGGCCGGCAGCAAGGCCGGUAACAAGGCCGGUGGCGAGGACGGCAAGAAGGCCAGCAACGUGCUCCCGAUCGAGGGCUUCUGCCGGUACAAGUACGUGGUGCACACCGAGGGCAUCGCGUACAGCGGGCGGUUCCAGUUCCUGCAGAUGUGCGCCAGCGUCGUGCUCACCCCGCCGAUCCAGUGGAUGCAGCAUCUGACGCACCUCGCGAGGCCGCUGUUCUCGAGCGAUUUGGAUCUCAAGCGGGGCGAUGGUGGGAAGGGUUGGACGCCGACUGAGAAGGUCAGGAGGGCGUGGCCGGUGGGAUAUAAACCAGAGGAGGCGAAUAUUGUGUUUGUCGCCCCAGACUGGUCGGAUUUGGGCGAGACGGUGGCCUGGUUGGAGGAGCACCCUGACAUCGCCGAGGGUAUCGCGAGGAGGCAGAGGGAUAUGUUUGUUGGUGGGGGGUAUUUCAGCCCGGCCGCCGAGACGUGUUACUGGCGGGCCAUGGUGAGAGGGUGGGCGAAGAUGGCGCGGACCGAGGGUCAAGGGUGGGAGGAUACCGAGGGGAUCACAUUUGAAGCGUUUAGCCUGACAAACACCGUGUAA